AUCAAUAUGUAUGUGUCUUUGCAGAUAUGCUUCUGGAUGACUUUCUACUCACAUACCCAGUGUUCAUGUCAACCAGCGAUUUAUGCCAAGCUCUUCUGGGACACUAUUGCAACAAGUGGCACAAAAUUAAGGAGGACCUGAAAGAGGCUCUGGAGAGGAAACAGAAAGUCCUGCACCUGGUGUGGCACUGGAUGUCUCUCUGCAAGGAGUUCCUGAGAGAGGACGAACAUGUCAAAAUCUUCCUCAAGAGUUUGUACCGUUGCGUGUUCGAUGAUCUUUAUGAGCACCCAGCCCUGGAGAAGGACGUGAUAGAGUUGCAGAAAUUUUACCACCUAAGACGCAGACACACUGUGGAUGAUGAUUCGCCUCACACAAAUGGUAGAGCUCUUUCCCACCAACUGAGCUUGAAAGAGAAUGGGCUCAGAUCCAGAAUCACACAGAGAGAGAACAAGGAAGUUCUCUGCCGCGUGUACAUCACGAUGGACUCGUAUCUUAGUGCGAAGGUCCACUGUGAGGUGGUUGCUCAGGAGCUGUUGCAGGCAGUGGCAGAAAGGAUGGAUGUUCCUGCAUCUGAACUGAUACUUGUGGCCAUUACUUAUCCUGGAGGUAGACUCCUCCUGCAGCCUCAGGACAGAGUUUUCUCCAAUUCUUUACAGCCAGUGGGGAGGCUUCAUGUGUGCAGGAAGGACCUCGGUGAAGUCCUGGUAGGAACGGCGUUGUAAUUUGUGACUUUGAUGGGGCUCAGGAGCAGAUUUAGUGGGAUAGAGUUUUGUCCAAGAUAAGGAGUGAGGAGAUUGUUUUACAUUACAGAAAUGUAAAAAAAAAUACAAAAUAAAGAUGAAAAAUUCUAAUGAACAGAAGUGCUUAAAAACAUUCCUUAAAUGAAAAAAAUAAUAAGUGAAGUGACCAAUUUAUUGGAAUUUCAAAUUAUAUGUGGAUCACAUUGCACUCUAAGCUUUAGGAAGUCUGGCCUAAAAUCACAUAAAUUCAAAUCAGUUUAUUCAUAUAGAUGCAAGCUGAGCCUUUUCUCUCAUUCUUUUGAGACAAUGAUCCAAAUGAUCACAAAAGACAGUGAAAUGUAAAACAACCAUCAAUGAAGACAUGUAAAUAAGAAGGAACACUGUAGAGCAAAACACCACAAAAUUUUUAAACAUAAUCAUAUAUGAACCAGGAAAAUAAAACUUGCAAAUUGACUCAACCAACCCUUAAGAAAACCUCAAUAAGAUCCACAGCUGAAGACAAAAAUUUAACUGCAAAACAUUCCAAUUGGUCAUGUUAGUUUUUAAUAUGAUAAAUAAGAGGCAUCCAUUUCUAUCAUAAUCUGUCAGGUGGCAAACCCCAUCAUUGGUAGGAUGUGGAAAAAAAAAUUCAUUGCCAAACCAUUAUCUCAGUUUGGAAAGUUUACGGAAAUCAAAUU
Messenger RNA from Poecilia latipinna (sailfin molly), 1417 nucleotides. Its product is annotated as rap guanine nucleotide exchange factor 5-like. The record is from RefSeq and is a predicted model, not a curated record. Lineage: Eukaryota; Metazoa; Chordata; Actinopteri; Cyprinodontiformes; Poeciliidae. Bases 27 to 722 code for a protein of 231 amino acids. The transcript has 7 exons.